Schizophyllum commune H4-8 is the source of this 1117-nucleotide messenger RNA. Its product is annotated as WD40 repeat-like protein. Gene Ontology annotation, molecular function: protein binding. NCBI's taxonomy places the organism in Eukaryota, Fungi, Basidiomycota, Agaricomycetes, Agaricales, Schizophyllaceae. The transcript is spliced from 9 exons. The record is from RefSeq and is a predicted model, not a curated record. Bases 8 to 1054 code for a protein of 348 amino acids.
CACCAUCAUGCCUACUGAUCCUCGCCCUGGCUACGACACCGUAUGGCCAGCGGAUAGUGUCGAGUUUUGCCCAGGCGGAAACUCCAACGAUGUCUUUGUUUGCGGCACCUAUAACCUCGAGAAGCAGACCGAGGAAGAAACGGCCCUCAACAAGCCCCAAGUCAGGCGAGGGAAAUGCCUUCUCUUUGAAGUUGGAUCUACCGAUGCAUCUCAACUGCAGCCUGUCCAAGAGAUUGAUCUCCCAGCGGUGCUCGACAUGAAGUGGUGUAACUCGUCUCCUUCUUGCAUGCUUGCAAUUGCCGACUCUGAGGGGCAUGUCACUAUCCACCGCUAUGAUGCCACAGACGGAAGGCUACACCAAGAGCAGUCGAUACCUUGCGCGUCCAAGGACACGCUCUGUCUCUCCCUUGAUUGGUCGAAUCGUCGCUUCCCUGGAAGCCUGGGAUCAUUGGUUGUCUCCCUUUCCAAUGGCUCUCUGGUCCUGCUGCGUCCGGGAGAGUCUGAGCUGACCAUCACCGAAACUUGGCACGGCCACGACUAUGAGCCCUGGAUUGCCGCCUGGAAUUAUUGGAAUUCGGAUACGAUCUUCUCAGGCGGCGACGAUUUGACACUCAAAGUAUGGGACUGCAGGCAAGGCUUCACACAGCCCACCCUCGUCAAUAGAAGGUUUGACUCCGGCAUUACGACGAUACAGACGAACCCGCACAUCGAACAUAUCGUUGCAGUAGGCAGCUACGACAACUCCGUCCGUAUCUUCGACGCAAGAAAUAUGCGAACCGCCCUCUCACAGUCAGACGUCGGUGGUGGCGCUUGGCGAACCAAAUGGAAUCCCUCUCCUUCGAGAUCAAUGGACCUGGCCGUAGCGUGCAUGCACGAUGGUUUCAAGGUCUUGAGGUACGAAGCCGGCUUCUCUGAGAGCCUGAUUAUCAAGCGCUUCGACGAGCAUCAGUCUCUGGCGUAUGGUGUGGAUUGGUCGUACAGCACGGCAGUGGACGAAACCAUCGUUGCUAGCUGCUCGUUCUACGACCACACUCUACACCUGUGGCGCGCAUGAGCAAUGCUACUUCGUCCAGAAAUUCUUCAGCAGAUAGACAUACAAUCAAGUCGUGGAUGACAA